Molecule: messenger RNA, 3088 nt
Organism: Pteronotus mesoamericanus
Lineage: Eukaryota; Metazoa; Chordata; Mammalia; Chiroptera; Mormoopidae
Product: contactin-4-like
Exons: 22
Coding region: 11-3088 (1025 amino acids)
Biological process (GO): brain development; cell-cell adhesion; axon guidance
Cellular component (GO): plasma membrane; axon
Molecular function (GO): cell-cell adhesion mediator activity
Source: RefSeq, a predicted model, not a curated record
GGAACUGAAGAUGCGGUUGCCAUGGGAACUGCUGGCCCUGCAGUCAUUCAUGUUGUGCCUUGCAGAUGACUACACGCUGCACGGCCCGAUUUUUGUUCAAGAACCAAGUGAUGUGAUGUUCCCUCUGGAUUCCGAGGAGAAAAAAGUGAAGCUCAGUUGUCAAGUGAGAGGGAACCCCAAACCGCACAUCCGGUGGAAGUUAAAUGGAACAGAUGUUGACGUAGGUAUGGAUUUCCGCUACAGUGUUGUUGAAGGCAGCUUGUUGAUCAAUAACCCCAAUAAAACCCAGGACGCGGGAACGUACCAGUGCAUAGCAGCAAACGCCUUUGGAACAGUGGUUAGCAGAGAAGCAAAGCUUCAGUUUGCUUAUCUGGAGAACUUCAAGACGAGAACGCGGAGCACCGUGUCGGUCCGCCAAGGUCAGGGGAUGGUGCUGCUGUGCGGGCCGCCCGCCCACUCCGGAGAGCUGAGCUACGCCUGGAUCUUCAACGAAUACCCUUCCUACCAGGAUAACCGCCGCUUCGUUUCCCAGGAGACGGGGAAUCUGUACAUCGCCAAAGUGGAAACGUCUGACGUCGGGAAUUACACCUGUGUGGUGACGAAUACAGUGACAAACCACAAGGUCCUGGGCCCCCCCACACCGCUGACCCUGAGAACUGAUGGGGUGAUGGGCGAGUACGAGCCCAAAAUCGAGGUGCAGCUCCCAGACACGGUCCCCACCGCCAGAGGCGCCACGGCCAGGCUGGAGUGCUUCGCGCUGGGCAACCCAGUGCCCGCCAUCAGCUGGAGGCGCGGGGACGGGAAGCCGCUGGCACGGAAGGCCCGGCGACACCAGGCCGACGGGGUCCUCGAGAUCCCCAACUUCCAGCAGGAGGACGCCGGCUUGUACGAAUGCGUGGCCGAGAACUCCCGCGGGAGAAACGUCGCAAGGGGGCAGCUGACUUUCUACGCUCAACCCAGUUGGAUUGAGAAAAUAAGCGACAUCCACGUGGCCAUUGAGGAAAACGUGUCCUGGGAGUGUAAGGCCAGCGGGAGGCCCAGACCCACGUACAGGUGGCUGAAAAACGGGGACCCGCUGCUCACGCAGGACAGGAUUCAGGUCGACCAAGGGACGCUCAGCAUCGCGGCGGCGAACCUCUCCGACGCUGGCAUGUACCAGUGCGUGGCAGAGAACCGACACGGCGCGAUCUUCUCCAGCGCGGAGCUGCGUGUCGUAGCGGCGGGCCCGGAUUUCUCAAGGACCCUCCUGAAAAGGGUGACUCUGGUCAAAGUAGGAGGCGAGGUUGUCAUUGAGUGUAAGCCCACAGCGUCUCCGAAACCCACCUACACCUGGAAGAAAGGACGGGACGUGCUGAGAGAAAGUGAAAGAAUUACGUUUUCUGACGACGGAAGCCUCAGAAUCGUGAACGUGACGAAAGCCGACGCCGGGAGCUACACCUGUGUGGCCACCAACCACUUCGGCACAGCGAGCAGCACCGGGAACCUGGCGGUGAAAGACCCCACCAGGGUGGCCGUGCCGCCCUCCAGCAUGGACGUCACCGUCGGCGAGAGCAUCGUUCUCACGUGCCAGGUGACCCACGACCCCUCGCUCGACAUAGUGUUCACCUGGCUGUUCAAUGGGCGCCUGAUAGACUUUGACAGAGACGGGGACCACUUUGAAAGGGUCGGAGGGGACUCCGCGGGCGACCUGAUGAUCCGCAACAUCCAGCUGAAGCACGCCGGGAACUACGUCUGCGUGGUCCAGACCAGCGUGGACCAGCUGUCUGUGGCGGCCAGCCUGAUCGUCAGAGGUCCCCCGGGCCCCCCCGAGGCCGUGACCAUCGACGAAAUCACAGACACCACCGCCCAGCUCUCCUGGAGGCCCGGGCCCGACAACCACAGCCCCGUCACGGUGUUCGCCGUUCAGGCCCGCACCCCGUUCUCCGUGGGCUGGCAAGCCGUCAGCACAGUCCCCGAAGUCAUUGACGGGAAGACGUUCACGGCGACCGUGGUGGGUUUGAACCCUUGGGUCGAGUAUGAAUUCCGCACGGUGGCAGCCAACGCGAUUGGGAUGGGGGAGCCCAGCCGGCCCUCGGAGAAGCGGAGGACAGAGGAGGCCCUCCCCGAAGUCACCCCAGCCAACGUCAGUGGCGGAGGAGGCAGCAAGUCGGAGCUGGUGAUAACCUGGGAGACGGUUCCCGAGGAACUGCAGAACGGCCGCGGCUUCGGCUACGUGGUGGCCUUCCGGCCCUACGGCACCGUGAUCUGGAUGCUGACCGUGCUGGCCUCGGCCGACGCCUGCAGAUACGUCUUCAGGAACGAGAGCGUGCGCCCCUUCUCCCCGUUCGAGGUCCGAGUGGGCGUCUACAACAACAAAGGCGAAGGCCCCUUCAGCCCCAUCACCGUGGUCUACUCUGCGGAAGAAGAACCCACCAAACCACCAGCCAACCUCUUCGCCAGGAGUCUCUCUGCAACAGACAUCGAAGUCUUCUGGGCCUCCCCCAAGGAGAAGAACAGAGGACGGAUACAAGGCUAUGAGGUUAAAUACUGGAGACAUGAAGAGAAGGAAGAAAACGCUCGAAAAAUACGGACGUUCGGAAAUCAGACAUCGACCAAAAUCACCAACUUACAAGGCAGCGCGCUGUAUCACUUAGCUGUCAAGGCCUAUAACACAGCGGGGACCGGCCCGUCCAGUGCUACCGUCAACGUGACGACCAGGAAGCCUCCGCCAAGCCAGCCCCCCGGGAAUAUCAUAUGGAAUUCGUCGGACUCCAAAAUCAUCCUGAACUGGGAUCAAGUGAAGGCACUGGAAAACGAGUCGGAGGUGAAAGGCUACAAGGUCUUGUACAGGUGGAGCAGACACGGCGGCACAUCCGUCAUCGAAACCAACCAGACGUCGGUGGAGCUCGCUCUGCCGCUGGGUGAGGAUUACAUCGUAGAGAUCAAGCCCUUCAGCGACGGCGGCGACGGCCACGCCAGCGAGCAAAUCCGCAUCCCAAAGAUGACAAGUGCGUCCGCCCGCGGCGCGGGGCCCUCCACUUCGAACGCCUGCGCGCUGUCCGCGCUGAGCACCAUCGUGCUAUCGCUCACAGCCCGGCCCAGCCUAUGA